This is a messenger RNA of Cantharellus anzutake, 763 nucleotides long. RefSeq lists its product as uncharacterized. The annotation marks the transcript as partial. NCBI's taxonomy places the organism in Eukaryota, Fungi, Basidiomycota, Agaricomycetes, Cantharellales, Hydnaceae. The transcript is spliced from 7 exons. The record is from RefSeq and is a predicted model, not a curated record.
UGUCAUAUCCAUGCAUACCCGACCCCUACCCGACUUCCGGACCUCCACCCUCUUCACCUCCGGAGUUGUACCCUACCGCUGCCAUUCCGAUACUUACCUUCGGUCCUGGCAACACACCCCUCCUUCUUACCCCUCCCCCUAUCUCCGUCCGCUCCGAUACUCACCUCGGCCCGAACACCACCCCUCUCGCCCCUCACCCUCCUGCUCCGCUCCUCCUUCACCCAACCUCCACCCUCCCGUCAUCCUCCUACACUUCCCCCAUCCACUCCGAUACUCACCUUCGGACCUGACAACCCUCCUUACCUUUCCCCUCUCUCUCCUCCGCCACCCUUCCGCCAAGUUACAACCUUCCACCGCUGUCCCGUACUUCGUACUCAGACACCGCUUGUACCUUUGCUCCGAGCCUCUGUCAUAGUCCCUACCUCGGACUUUGACUCCACCUCAGUCUUAGUCCAUUGCAUUGGUGACCUCAUACUACAUAAACACCAUUGCCAAUAUCCCUCGGACUUUCAACCCCGCCUUCGGCACUUUCGCCGCUUGUAAUGUAUCUCUCGCAUUUACCCCUCAUCCCUAUUUGGACUACUGCUUCUUCCCAUUCUAGCCAGUUAGUCAUCAUCCCCACUUCUCCUCAUCCUCCUGCCCCUCUGGGCCUCGCCCUCCCUACCUCCUUUCAGAUGUAUCACAGGUCCUGCCUUAUGACCUUCGGUACCGCUCCACUUCUUCUACCCUUUGUUCCCGUUCGGACGUCUUUGUUCCGAUUCAG